Messenger RNA from Eucalyptus grandis, 1428 nucleotides. RefSeq lists its product as uncharacterized. The transcript has 7 exons. The record is from RefSeq and is a predicted model, not a curated record. NCBI's taxonomy places the organism in Eukaryota, Viridiplantae, Streptophyta, Magnoliopsida, Myrtales, Myrtaceae. The coding region runs from base 139 to 1056 and encodes 305 amino acids.
UCAUUUCCGGUCACUUCCACGCUCACACUCGGAAACACCAUCAAGCUCUCCCCUUUCUCUCGACCCGAGCUUCUUCGUCGAAUCGGGAGAAUCUCAGGGCCGCAGCUGCCGCCUUCCGUAGUUCCUCGGGAGAGCGACAUGGCGAGGAUCCACGCCGCACCUGCGGCGGUGCUGUGCCUGGUGGUCCUCGCGUGGACGUGGUUGCCCGCCGCGGAGGGCGUCAAGAAACCGGCUUCGGCCGCCCGGAAGGAGGACGUGCCGUUCAUAAGGUGCCAGGUCUGCGAGAAGGUCGCGACCCAGCUGUACCGCCAGGUGCAGAAGAAGCAAGCCCAGAUCGCUCCCAAGAAGAUCUCGGAAUAUGAAGUGAUUGAGAUCGCCGAGAACAUCUGUAAUUUGAAGAAGGAGGAAGCUGAUUGGAUGCUCAAGAUUGAUAUCGUCGAGCAAGGGGAUAAAUUGGAGCUUGUAGACCAAGAUACUGAAGGAAUAUGCAAUUCCGAGUGCAAGACUAUCGAAAGAGCUUGUCAAGAGGUCAUGGGUUACUCUGAUACUGAUGUUGCUGAGUAUUUAUAUAACUCCAAGCCCCAAUUAGAUUCACUGGUUGAUUUUCUCUGUAAAGACCUUAGUAGAGCAUGCAAUUCCAAGCCACCUCCACUUCCUAAGGAUAGGACUCCUGGAGAAGCUUUUAUGCCCAAACCAGCUAAGGAUGCUGAAAUGGAGAAGAUCUUGAGAUCGAUGGAGGGUAUGCCGGGAGCACCCAGCAUGAAGAUGUACUCAAAAGACGAAUUGAUGAACAUGAAAAACUUAGGUGAGGAAGACGAUGAUGAAGAAGAUGAAGAUGAGGAUCCACACUUCCCUUCAAAAUUGGGAAAAGUUUUGAGAGACAAGGAAAGCAGAAAGGGUGAUUGGAAGCAGACACUAACAGAAGGCAUCAAAACUACUGGGGAAGUAAUAAAGAGACAUGCAGACAAAGUCUCCUUCCGAUUACAAAAAUGGUGGAAAGGAAUUAGAAAACCAGACUCGAAGAAAAAUUCAAAGACCGGCAAGUCAGAACUUUAAUGCACCCAAAUGUCAGACAUUUGAAGAAAGCAAUACUUUGAGCCUUGAGGGUAUAAUCUUCAUCUCCGGUCGCUGUAUCAGUAUAUGAUGUACAAGGCCCUUCAGAGCUGAAGAUUUGAGUUUGUUCCAAGUGGUUGAGAGCGCGGCAGGAGUUUCUUUUUUUCUCCCGGUAAAUUGCUUCGGUUUCCUGCAGUACUAACAUGGAACAAAAUGCGGGAUUUUGAUCUUGUUUCGACAGCCUCUUUAAUCUUGAACAUCUUUAUGCUUUUAGAGCUCCUCAAUAGAUUACAGAAGAAUUUCUCUGAAAUGUUAGCAAACGUCUCAUGUAAUUGCUCUAGGAAGGGAAUUACACAAAUCUCCCUUAAAUCUUUC